Molecule: messenger RNA, 2219 nt
Organism: Plodia interpunctella (Indianmeal moth)
Lineage: Eukaryota; Metazoa; Arthropoda; Insecta; Lepidoptera; Pyralidae
Gene: jet
Product: jetlag
Exons: 4
Coding region: 86-901 (271 amino acids)
Biological process (GO): SCF-dependent proteasomal ubiquitin-dependent protein catabolic process
Cellular component (GO): SCF ubiquitin ligase complex
Molecular function (GO): protein binding
Source: RefSeq, a predicted model, not a curated record
GUUUUAAAUUUUUCAAGAACAUAACAAUGGAUUGGCACGAGUAUUCUUGUUUUCCUAAUAAAAUUAUCCGUACAAAAGAGUAACCAUGAAGCGAAACACUCAGCUCUUCGAUUUAUAUUGGGAAGAUAUAUUAGUGUCUAAAAUUAUACCCCAACUUACAAUUAGAGAAUGUUUCAACUUUCGCUGUGUAUCAAAAACAUGUUUGCAAAUAAUAAAUAUGUAUUUUUCGAAAUUAAAGUCCUUGAAAUUGAUGAAUAAGGGAUUUUCGCCGCAUACUUUUGGUGUGUUCACAGGGGCAUGUACGAGGCUAAAUGUAUUGAAUUUGAGUCGCUGUGUGACGCUUACAGAUGCUGACUUGAUCCCUCUUCUGCUCCGGAACCCAGGCUUAACGAACUUGAACUUGACACAGUGUAAAAAUUUGUCGGCUAAAUGUUUGCAGCCAAUAAUUUUGUAUUGUAACAAUUUAAAGAUCCUGAAGCUGGGUAGAUGUACCUGGUUGACAACUGGGGCUAUGGAGGCUUUGGCGUUGCACCAGAGCAAGUUGGAGGAUGUGGAUUUGUCAUACUGUGUUUGUAUAUCUGAAAGUUGCAUCCUGAUCUGCAUAAAGAAAUUCCGCCAUCUAAAGACGGUGAACUUGGAGGGAAACAAGCAGAUUACGGACAAGAGCCUCUAUGCUUUAGCUAAAUAUAGUAAAUCAUUGAAACUUCUUAAUUUGGGAGGAUGUUGUGAUAUCACUGACAAAGGAGUGAGAGCUCUAGCGUUGCACAGCCACAAACUGGAAGGUCUUCUUCUAAGAGGCUGUGUAAAGGUGACCGAGAAUUCUAUAAAGCUGAUGCGGAAUCGAGUCCAUGUAGACAGGAAACCUAUAGACCCUGUGCCAAUACCCUUGCUGGUUCUGUAGGAUGUCGCCUGCCAUCAACCCUUUUUGGGAAUGCUAUUGUUGCCUACCAGCAGCCAAGACUAUAUAUCCCUUAUUCGCCUCUGUGGUAUCAGCGGAUAUCAAGUGUUCCUAUUCUAGGGCAUACUAUGUUAAUAUAUAUCAUCUUUUAUUUAUUUUUUUAGGUAAUAAGCAAUCUGCCAGUCAUUUUAUAUUCGAGCAUCAUAAGUCUAUCAAAAUUGUAAAAUAAUAGAUUUAACUACUAUUGGUUAAUCAUAAAAAAUUUCAUUUAGAAAAUUGAAUUUUUUGUACUUAGGAAGAUUUUGUUUAAUAACAAUAGAUAAUAUAUCUUCUCCUUAAAUUUCUACCUCCCUUGCUUAUACAAGCAAUCUGUCUAUAAAAAGUAGAAAACGGAUUUCAUUAUAAUAGCAAACAGAAUGGUCAAAAUUUGUUGAUGAACUCAGACCCUCAUUAUAUGUUCUACUCUUUAUAGAAAGACUUGUAAUUUAUUGGAAAACAAGGAAUGUGUUGUACAAAAAUAUAUUAUUUUUAGCUUUAGACUUUUAUUGAAUUGGCUGUGCAACAAAAAAAUAAAAACAUUUUUUUUUAUUAGUGUUGACUUUUGACCUGUUCACGGCUUUAAAUUCCUAAUCAUUAGUAUGUCUAUUGAUGAAUAUAUUAGUUCUUAAGUGAAAUGAAUUAAUAAUGAAAUUUAUUUAUAUUUAAAAUAAUUGUAGGAUAUUUGGAAUGGAUUUUGUGCUCAUUAACAUGAAGAUAUUUAAUUACAAUAAGUGGAUUUUAAGUUUUAAAUUACGAUAAAUAUAAGAUUUUAAGUUUUAAUUUGUUGUUUAGUAGUAUAGUAAUAGACAUGGUGAUUCGUGAUUCUGUUUCGAUAAAAAAUUCUCAAUGAUUAUUAUUGAAAACUUUAGUUGAAUUUUUUAUAACAAGUACAUUUUCCCCACUACCUCCUCUGAAUGGAAAAUAAAUAAAAUGCUGACAGUAAUAUCCGAGUUUGUUAUAUGCAUUAUUUGUGUAUUUUUUAUUAUUAAUUUGAAUGCAUUGUGACAUCAAUCUAGCCUGUUGGAAAACAAAGAUGAGGUCUAGUCUAGGGCGUAACUCUGAAGCUGAUUUUUUUAAAUGAAUCCAUCAAGUUUUAAAAAAAUAGUUUUUAUAGGUGGAGCUAUGUGAGCGGAGCAUAUGUCUAUUUUUGUAUGUUGUUUUUAUUAUUUCGAGAUUAAUAACUUAAAAUAUUUGUCCUAAAACAAGCUACCUCGCAGAACUGGAAACUACGAAUUUUCAUGUUAACACAACAACUAUGCAUUAAAUACCUAGAUAAAAAGAA